AUGGCUUCUAAGGCUUUAAGAAGAAUAUCAAAAGUUUUUUCUCCUCCUCAACAAAAUGAAGGAGUUGGUGCAAGAGUUCAUAGAAUCAUAGGUAACUAACAAUGUAGAAGAUUGGACCCUUUCUUGAUGCUUGAUUACUUCUAGGUGAAAUUACCUGCAGGUUUUCCUGAUCACCCUCACAGAGGAUUUGAGACAGUUACAUAUAUGCUUGAUGGUACUAUGUUGCAUGAAGAUUUCAAGGGAAAUAAAGGAAAUUUAGAACCAGGUGAUAUUCAAUGGAUGACAGCUGGUAAAGGUAUUGUUCAUGCUGAAAUGCCUGGGUCAUUUGACAAAACUUCAGUUGGAUUUUAAUUGUGGGUUAAUUUAGAUAAAAAGAAUAAAAUGUGCGAUCCCGAAUAUCAAGAAUAUAAAUCUGAAAAACUUCCUAUUGUUAAAAGAGAUGGAAUAUGGAUCAGACUAAUUGCUGGUGAAGCUCUUGGAGAAAAAGGUCCCAUUUUCACAAGAACUCCUGCUUUCUAUAUGGAUGUUAGACUUGAAAAGAAUGUUUAAUUUGACUAACAUAUCCCAAAGGAUUACCAAGGAAUGGUAUUCUUAUAUGAAGGAAGCAUUAAAAUUGGUGAAAACUAAAAAGAAGUUCAAGAUAAAUAAGCAGCUAUCUUUGAGCCAGAGGAAGGAGAAAAUUUAAAUAUUAUUUCUGGUGACAAAGGAGCUAAAUUUAUCCUCUUUGCUGGUAGACCGAUAAAAGAACCUGUAUACAGCUAUGGGCCAUUUGUUUUAGAUUCUUAGUCUAGUUUAAAUGAUACCUUUGAAGACUAUCAAGAAGAGAAAAAUGGAUUUGAAGGUGCUAGUCAAUGGUAAUCUGAAAUAUAAUUCUUAGCAGAGCUUAAUAAAUCAAAAUGA
Messenger RNA from Tetrahymena thermophila SB210, 900 nucleotides. RefSeq names its product kinesin motor domain protein. The record is from RefSeq and is a predicted model, not a curated record. The transcript has 4 exons. NCBI's taxonomy places the organism in Eukaryota, Ciliophora, Oligohymenophorea, Hymenostomatida, Tetrahymenidae.